AUGCGCUCACAGGACCUCUGCUCGUGGUCAUGUCCCCUGCUGAGGACCUCACAUGAAAACACAGCAUCUAGCAGUUGAUGGCGAGCGACAAAUGCAUAUAAGAUGCUGUCGGCACUGUUGGCGCUCUACUAGUACCACGCUUUAUGUGUCGUAGUGUCCAGCAUCAUGUUUGCAAAGUUCCGCUUCGCAACAAUCCUUCUACUAUGCUUAGUGCCACAGCUGGCAAGUGCUUGGGGAGACCUCGGACAUGAGACCAUUGCUUGGAUAGCCCAGUCCUAUGUCUCUUCUACCACAUCAUCAACAAUCAAAGGCAUCCUCAACUUGACCCAGUCCGACUACAUAGCGAACGUGUCUACUUGGGCCGACACGUAUCGAUAUACGAGUGGUGGUCGAUGGUCAGCACCGUUGCAUUUUAUCGAUGCUAACGACAACCCGCCAUCGUCUUGCUCUGUCGACUACAGCCGAGAUUGUGGCAGUACUGGAUGCAGUAUCAGUGCCAUUGUCAACUAUACCUCAAUCUUGCUCGAUGAUGAUUCGAGCAGCACGACCAAAUAUGAUGCGAUGAAGUUCCUUAUCCACUUCAUUGGAGAUCUUCAUCAGCCGCUCCACGACGAGGCGCUUGAGGUCGGUGGCAAUGAUAUCAACGUCACCUACGAUGGUGAUCACACGAACUUGCAUCAUAUCUGGGAUACUGAGAUUGUCGAGCAACUUGCUGAUGGUGCUAGUGCUGAGAGCUUUGCAAAGAAUCUCACUGCAUCCAUCAAGGCUGGUGCCUAUGGCUGGGACGUUGAUAGCUGGCUAGUUGGGACGACUUUGAAUGAUACAAUGUCCAGUGCUUUGACUUGGGCAAAGGAAGCAAACGGCUAUGUGUGCAGCGAUGUACUUAGCGCCGGUGUUGACGCCGUUGAGCAAGGCAACUUGAAUGGCAGCUAUUACAAAGCCCAUUUUGAUGUUGCAAGAGUUCAGAUCGCUCGUGCUGGGUAUAGACUUGGCGCGUGGCUGAAUCUGAUCUUCACGGGGAAGACCGCAGUCUGACGAUCCUCGGAAGGAUCUGUCUAUUAGUGGCAUGGGGAAGCCGGAUGUCCGAACAGGCGCUGACUGGGGUCGGCUAUCUAAGGCAUGCAACACGACGUCAAAUU
Molecule: messenger RNA, 1139 nt
Organism: Exophiala viscosa
Lineage: Eukaryota; Fungi; Ascomycota; Eurotiomycetes; Chaetothyriales; Herpotrichiellaceae
Product: phospholipase C/P1 nuclease domain-containing protein
Exons: 1
Coding region: 166-1035 (289 amino acids)
Biological process (GO): DNA catabolic process
Molecular function (GO): nucleic acid binding; endonuclease activity
Source: RefSeq, a predicted model, not a curated record